Lobosporangium transversale is the source of this 5851-nucleotide messenger RNA. RefSeq lists its product as hypothetical. NCBI's taxonomy places the organism in Eukaryota, Fungi, Mortierellomycota, Mortierellomycetes, Mortierellales, Mortierellaceae. Bases 105 to 5843 code for a protein of 1912 amino acids. The transcript has 7 exons. Gene Ontology annotation, molecular function: protein binding. The record is from RefSeq and is a predicted model, not a curated record.
CUUUCUUCUUACUUGCUCUUGCCUUACAACUUUUUGGAGUAUAAAGUAAGAGAGCGAGAAAGUGAGAGAGUGUGACAUCUAAUUGAGCCCUCCAUCAACGAACAAUGGCCGGCCUGUUUUCAAAGAAAUCUCGUAAAGAGAAGGAGGAGAAAGCUGCAGCGGCUGCAAAAGCUACGACUACUGCUUCUUCAGGCACUACUCAAGGAUCUACCGGCUCAGGUUUCUCGGUCAAUUCCAUCAAUAAUAAUAAUCUUACUGCUCCUGGUCCUUCCACUCCGUCGGGUCAUCCUCCAGCAUCAAACGGCUCCAUCGUAUCAUCUGCAUCUAACCUUUCCUCAAGUGCUAAACAACAUUAUCAAGGAGCACAAGGACAGACACAAGGACAGACACAGGGACAGGGGCAGACACAGGGACAGGGACAAGGACAUUUCCAUGAUAAUUCGAGUACCAACAACAGUUUGUCUACCAGUUCAGAUUAUGCGUCUCAGCAACAACAACAUGGUCAAGGACCAUCUAGUAAAGCAUCAUUCGAGAGCGACAAGGCGCGUCAUUAUCAACAGCAACAGAUGCAAAACCCCAUGAGUCCUAUUCAGGGUCCUCCACAUUCUCUCUCAUUGUUGCAUGGCACGAACGCCUUAUUCGGGAACAACCAUAAUAUCCACAGCGGUAUCCAUGGACCAUGGAUCUCAGCACAGGUCGUGUCUGUGAAUCCAUUUCCACGUAUUGGACACACAGCAUCGUAUGUGCACACGGGAACGGACAUUUAUGUCUUUGGAGGCAUCUCAAAGAACUCGAUCCAGAGGGACAUGCAUAUCAUUGAUUUUCAAUCUUUGCACUGCCAGGUCUUACCAGCCAUGGGAAUGGACCAUCCACCUCCCACAGCAGGUCAUACCGCUGUGACCCUUGGUCAAUACAUCAUGUAUUUCGGAGGACGGGACACUAAAAACAAGUGCAGCGAUGCAUUGUUUGUGUUGCAUACAGUCCGCAAGGAGUGGAAUCGACCGGUGAUCCAUGGUCUAUUGCCUGCACCCCGUCAUUCACAUGCAGCCUGUGUCAUUGGCACGACCAUGUUUAUCUUUGGUGGACAGUUCAAUGGAUACUAUCUUAGUGACAUUGCCUCAUUCGACAUGAAAUCCUUAAAUACCCCAAGUCCCAAGUGGAACCGUUUGGAGCCUACAUCGGAGAUCCCUCCCGCGCGUGCUGGCCAUUGCGCGGCAGCUCACGAUGGCAAGGUCUACAUUUUUGGUGGUGCUGAUGACCAAUUCUUCUACAACGACAUUUGGUGCUUUGAUCCACAAACAAACACAUGGGAGGCAGUACCAGCAUUCGGUGUAUUGCCCACAAGUCGUCAAGGCCAUUCUGCUUGUGUCGUAGAUGAUACCAUGUACAUUUAUGGUGGAAUGGAUCAUGAAGAUCAACUCUUGGGCGAUUUAUCUGCAUUCAAAUUUAAUGAACGUCGCUGGCUGACCUUCCCAACUACAAUCGAGUCACCAUCACCUAGGACUGAGCAUGCUAUGUGUGCUGUAGGAGACAGGAUUUUUAUUCUUGGCGGUCAGCUGGAACUGAACGCUGAUGAGGAGGAUGCUAAAUCCAUCUACAUCCUUGACACAACGAAAAUUCGAUAUAACGAGCCUGCAAUCACAUCUCAACGAUCUCCAUAUGAUAAUGAAAGUGCGCUGCGUCUGGAAGUCCCACCAGCUGAAUCCUUGGAUGACACUCCAAACCGACCCAAUCUUAAUAAUGACCCCUCAAUUAAUAAUAAUCAACAGCACAACAACGAUGGCAUCACUAACACCAACACCAAUAAUAAUGUCAAUCCCAACACUAGUAAUGGAAACCCUAGUCUUUCGCGCUUUACUGUAGAUGACUCCAUGAUUGGGCCCUAUUCGCAAACACAGGGACGUCCCAGUUUGGAUGAUUCGAUUUCACGUCGCAGAGCCGCAGGCAAACCCGCUAUGACUGGCUACCAUGAAAUCGAGCCACGUGCAACCCAAUCCAUUGAUGAGACUCGUCGACCGAGUGUCGGUACUGGUUCCGACCCACAUGAAGCGCGAGGACAAGUAUUUGGAUUCCAGAAGCCUUCGCAAUUCCAACUUGGAUACAGUCUUAGCAAACAGCUACAGCAACAACAGCUACAGCAACAACAGCUACAACAACAACAACAACAACAGCUACAGCUACAACAACAACAACAACAACAACAGCAGCAGCAGCAGGAUAUUGCUGAAAGGAGAUCAUUGGAUAGCCGGGGAAGAGGUUCGUCGAAUCCAUCACCCAAUUCACUACCCCGUGGAUCAAUAGAUCAGACUGCUCGCAACGUCUUGGUUCAACAGCAGCAGCAGCAUCAACAGCAUCAGCAGGAACAGCAGGAACAACAGCAGCAACAGCAGGAACAACAGCAGCAACAGCAGGAACAACAGCAACAACAGCAGCAGGAAAAAGAAAAAGAACUUGAACAGCGACAGCAAGGUUCGCCUGAUUUGCAGGACACUUCCAAGGAUGCAGAGAUCAAAGACCUAAAGCAACGUGAACAAUGGCUCCUUGCAGAAGUAGCAAUGGCACGAAAGCGGAUGGGGGAACGUCCACUCAGUUUAACAGCUGCGUUGAAAGAGGACAUGGUUGCAUUCGAUACAGAGCCAGACAGUGAAAAGUACAAGAUCAUGCAGGCACUCCUCAGCGUGAAACAAGAGUUGGAACGAUCAAAGACCUUGAUCGUUGCGCAGGCUCAAGUGGCCUCCAACAAGUUGCGUGAGGCUGAACGGGUCCGCACAGCAGCUUUACAAGAGGCUGCGUAUCUAAAAGCCAAGGUUUCGGCCUUGCAGUCCGGAGAGGCCUCUAGUCUGGUCGCCACAGAGACUGCAAGAGCCUUUGAUCUGGAAAAGAGGUUGACAGCAGCAUUGGCCAUGGUCGAUAAACUCCAGUCCCAAUCAGAUCAACACGAAGCCAUCUUGGAACGUGAACGUCACGCGAAAGAGGCGGCCUUGGAACGAGAACGACAGAUGGCUCAACGGGCAGAGGCAGCCGAGUUGUCUCAUACAAGGUCCUUGGCAGAGUUAGCCACGCUCCAUGAGCGAGCCUCAAAAGCCGAAGCAAAUCUUCGAGAAUGUGAAGCCAAGAAUGCAUCCAAUGAGGCCGGACUAUCAUCCUAUCAACAACAAUCUACAGCACUGUUCUCACAGAUCUCGGAACUCAAGACGACGAUUGAUCAUCAAAAGAAAUCGCUCGAGAAAGCAAAGAUCGCGUUCUCGCAUGCGAACGAACGUGCGGAAGCAUCGGAUCGGCAGUGGAAUCAAGCCCGUCAAGAGAUUCAUACUUCACAGUUGGUCUUUGCAGGUGUCCGUGCAGAUCUCGAAAGGGCUCAACGGGAGGCUGAGCACUGGAAGGCGAAGGCCCAGGAUACGGAUCUGUUAUGGCAAAAGGCCAAGAGUGAGUGUGAGGCCAUGAGAGCUCUGUUGGAAGAAGACAUGAGCACCUCUGCCUACACACCGGGCAACAGCAGUCGUAAGCAUGACAGCAUUAUGGCCAUCACAUCCGCAUCUCGAGUUGCAGAGCUGGAACAUGAAUUGGGGACGUUGAGACAUCUGUUGAGAGAAUCGCAAGCAGCGGCUGCACAGGCCAACAAGGAUCUGGGCGAGAGCAUGCUCCGAAUCUCACAGCUGGAGCAGUCAUCUAUGGCAGCACGUACAGAAGCUACAACAGCUCAACGCCAGUUGACCGCUGCUGAGGACAAGGUCUCCUCGCUCGAGGCUCAACUGAGUCAGAAGGAGGAGGCUUUGGAGGAGAUGGCGAAGGAGCAAGAGAACAACGAAGUUCAGUUGGGCGUGCUCCGAGGCGUGAUGCGUGAGAACGGUCUGUUGGCGGAUGAUCUGAUUUUGGAAGCGUUGAGUCAAAGUGCUGCUGGCACACAGACGGCUUCAUCAGGAGCUCAGAGCCAAACUAUUGAUGCGCUCCAGAAUAAGAUCCAGGAGCUGGAAAAGCAGGCCAAGGAUACUGAAGAGCAGCUAGAGCAACUUUACACACUCAAGAAGCAGCAGGAAGAGAGGAUCCAGCAACUGGAGUCUGAUUAUCAGACGGCGCUCCAUUAUGUACAGGGAUCCGAGAGUAUGUUGCAGCGACUUCGUGAUGAGCGAGAUGCUGCGCUGAAAAAAUUCGAGGAAAUCGAGACAGCGCAUGCGGCUUGUGAAGAGUUGUUGCGGUCAUCUACAAAAGAGGCUGCAGCGUCCGCAUCCGUGUCCUCUGCUGCAUUAGCUUCCCAGUUGGAAGAGGAAGUUUCGGAUCUUCAUCGCCAGUUGCAUGAAUCCAUGGGUCGAGCUAUGGAGUUGGAACAAAAUAUGGAGGAGAUGACAAGGGCACUGCAGCAAUCUGAGGCUGCAGCUGAGGCGACCAUGAAUGAGCUCAAUGCCUUGAAAGCUAAGCAACAUGAGCACAUGGAUCAGAACACAACCACGCCCGAGGCUUUCCAACAACAAUUAGAAACUAUGAGGCAGUCCAUGGAGGAGACACAGACAGCCCUUCUAGAGACUCAGCGGUUGUUGGGGGCCAGCCAGUAUGAGCUCAAGCAGGCACAUGAGCAGAAUAAGCAUGCUAGCAGAGAGCUGGAGGAGGCUCUUGCGGCGCUCAAGACCGCACAGGAGAAAGCAGCUGCCUCAGAAGCAGCGGCCCUUGCUGCAAAGGAGGCUGCAAUGGCUGCAACAGCAAUGGCAGCGGCAGCGGCAGCGACGGCAUCAACUGGAGGGAGACGAUCACCGGAGGAAGAGAAGAAGCAGAAAGAGAUGGAAGAGGAGCAGCAACGAAAGAUUUCGGUCGCAUUGGCGGAGGCAGAAGAGAAGCGGGCCGCGACUUUUAGGGCUCAUCAGGAGGAGUUGGAGUUGGUGAUUGACAAUGCUCAAAAGACCAUUCAGGAACUUCAGUUAAAGAAUCAGGAUCUGGAGCAACAACUUCGGGUGUCUGAGAACAAGAUUGCAAUCCUGCUGGAUAAUUACCAAGGUCCGGAUUCGGUCCGCAACAGUGUGGCUAGCGUUGGAAGUGGCAGUGAUGAUUUGAUGAUGCGACUGCUGGAGGCUAGCCAACAUCAACAUCCCCAUCAAUUGCCGCCCACUGUUGCCAGUUUGAUUGCUCAAGGAAGAGCCGCAGCAGCAGCAGCAGCAGCGGCAGCAGCACAGUCAGGAGCAGCUGGUGGAGCUUCUGGCCCAUCUUCAACAUCACCUUCACCAGCACUAACCGCAGCAGCAACAACAACAGGAUCAGGCCUCACAGGAGCAAAUCGGAUCCCCACACCUGUGUCUCACGGAUCGCAUUUGACGGAUAGAUCUUCAGCAGAUUCCUUGGCUAAUGAGUUGGAAUUGUUUCGCUCUACCUGGGGUCAAGCCCACUUGGCAGGUGCAGCUUACAGACCUGUGUUGACAACUGUUAUCUCUUCGGAAUCUACAUCCUUUGGCCCUGCACAAGAUGAUGAUGAUGAGAACAAUGCUCAUGAAGGCACUGCCGAUAUCAACAACACCAAUACCGAUGAGGAUGCAGCAGCAGCAGGCAUCAAUUCGCAUGCUUCGACUCCACCAGCAUCAACUGAAGGGGAUUCAUCACUUGCUGGAGCUGAUGGUUCAAUGGCAACGGAUGCAGAUGCGGGAGAAGGAAGGGAUGAUGGGGUGAAUACAAGUGACGAUGCUACCACUGCAGAAGCAACAGUAUCACCUACGUCUGUUGUGACUCACAGCAGUAGCAACCCUCUUCCAGCGGCCACCAUGGGGCCUUCUGCAUCGACAUUGAGCUCUGCUCAAAAACUGGAGGAAUAUGAAAAAAUGAUUGAGAAUAUGGCAAACACACGACGAAAAAAUGAGGAAUGAUGAACAAG